AUGGACAACGACGUGUUCUACCGCAUGUUUCGGUUUGAGAAGAUCGACUUCCGUGACCUGGUAUCAACUCUUCAGAUUCCGGAAGAGGUCGUCAGCGCCCAGCGCGUCCGUGUUUCAGGCAACGAGGCGCUCUGCAUUACGCUUCGGCGCCUAGCCUACCCGAACCGUCUGUGCGAGCUCGAGCUACUGUUCAAUAGGCACAGCUCUGUGCUAUCGAGCGUGGUGUCAACAGUGUUAGCGCACAUCGAGUACCACUUCGACCAUCUACUCGCUGACCUGACGACGCACCAAUGGUUGAACUUGCUCGCCAUCGAGAACUUCUCUGAGGCUGUCCAUGCAAAAGGUGCCCCGCUGGACAAUUGCUGGGGGUUUAUAGACGGCACAGCACGUCAAAUUUGUCGCCCGACAGUUGAGCAGCAAGAACACUUUUCAGGGCACAAGAGGCACCAAGUGCAAAAGUAUCAGGCUGUGAUGUGCCCAAAUGGAAUCAUUUGCCAACUGGAUGGGCCUUUCAAGGGGCGGCGUCAUGAUGCGGGCAUUCUCAAGGCAACCAAGUUAUAUGAAAACCUCGAGAAGGUCACAAUGGGCAACAAGUUCGUGAUUUAUGGCGACCCUGCCUACCCUUUGCUCCCACUCCUAUACAAGCCGUUUGGAGGCACCACCCUGCAACCUUACGAGGCAUUUUUCAAUAAGAGGAUGAGCAGGGUGCGGCAAGCUGUGGAGUGGAGGUUUGGCAAGGUUGCCACAGAGUUUGCCUUUGUGCACUUCCACAAGAAUAAAAAAAUGUCGCGUCAGCGAGUCGGACUAAAGGAAAGGGUCCGAGGUAGUGUGGGUGGAGGGCAGGCCGAACAGGUCCAUGGUGCAUGA
Messenger RNA from Dermacentor silvarum, 867 nucleotides. RefSeq lists its product as uncharacterized. The record is from RefSeq and is a predicted model, not a curated record. The coding region runs from base 1 to 867 and encodes 288 amino acids. NCBI's taxonomy places the organism in Eukaryota, Metazoa, Arthropoda, Arachnida, Ixodida, Ixodidae. The transcript has 4 exons.